This is a messenger RNA of Alternaria burnsii, 327 nucleotides long. RefSeq lists its product as uncharacterized. NCBI's taxonomy places the organism in Eukaryota, Fungi, Ascomycota, Dothideomycetes, Pleosporales, Pleosporaceae. Bases 1 to 327 code for a protein of 108 amino acids. The transcript has a single exon. The record is from RefSeq and is a predicted model, not a curated record.
AUGUCAAAUCCCAUCGAUCGCGUCGCCGCUGUCAAUUGCCCUGCAUUAGUCCUCAUUCUGUGCGUUCGUCACGCCAUCACGCCGCUGAUGCCACUCAAGCAGCCAGCACCAGUUCCCUCACCGCUAUGUUCCGCACCUGGGAGCACGCACGCUAUACGAUACGAUACGGCUGUUCGGAUGCAUCCUAUCUCCGCACCCAAGCUCGCAAAAAGGGGACGUUGCAGACGAAAGCGCGCUGCGAACCCCACAUCCAAGCUCUGGGGCGCAGUCAUCCUAACCCGUCUUCAGCACCUCACCCGCUCGCCUCAUGCACUUGACCCAGCAUGA